GAGGCUCUGAAGACUAUGACCUCGAGCGCUCGACGAGAAGCGACGACACGACGCUCCCCUGAGUAUGAACGGAGGGAAACUAGGGCGGAUAGGUACGGGGACGACUGGAGAGAGAGUUCACGAGAUUCCUAUUGGAGGGACAGAGACAGGGAUAGAGCAACGUCCCGGAGUGUCUUCGACCCCCCAGACGGGGGAGUCACAUCCGCUCCCAUACGAGAGCAAGGAUCGCUAUAUUAUUACGCACAAGGCCUAUGAACCUUCUACUUUCAGGGGCUAUGGUAUCACAGAAUAUCUGGAGAAGUGGGAGCUUCAUGCUAGCCGGAGUCAGUGGUCGGAGGAAGAGAUUAUAGAAAACUUCCUAUUUAACAUGGAUCCAAGUCUCGACAAGGAAGUUAAGGAAGCCCGACCGAAGGAUGGAAAAUGGACUACGUAUAAGAAGAACCUCAUUGAGCUUUACAAAUUAGAGGAUAACAAGUAUUCCAUCAAGGACCUUGAGACUAUGACUCAAGAUGAAGAUGAGAGCGUACAAGCAUUUAGGAUGCGUUUCCAGAAGAUCUCCGACGUGCUAAUGGAGAAGGGAAAGAUCUCAGAGGUCGAGCGCUAUACUAUUUUUAUUGGACACCUGUCCAAAGGGAGACAAAAGAGUAUACUUAGAGAUCUCCCGCACGACAAGCUUGACUUCUCUGAAGUCCUAAAGGUCGCGAUAAAGGCAGAGGAAGACGACUACAAGGACUUGGUAUGGAGAGGAAUGAGGAGGCGAAACUUCUCUCUCUAUAAAGAGUAUGCCACUGAUAGAUGCCCUGAUUUCAAGGACUAUCCCUGGUCGGAAAAGAAUGAAGCGGUAGCUGAGGAAGUGAAGGAGAUAAGGGACAUGGUAAAGGGAUUGACAAGGCAGAUGGGGGUAGAGGCGACUCUCGAGGCCGGUGGGAGUCAGAUCAGGGCCGGCGAGAUGGAUACAGGGACGACAGAUAUGAGAGAUCGGACCGAGAUGGACAUAGGGACGGCAGAUAUGAGAGAUCGGACCGAAAUGGAUAUAGGGACGACAAAUAUGAGAGAUCGGACCGAAAUGGAUAUAGGGACGACAGAUAUGAGAGGUCGAAUCGAGAUGGAUACAGGGGUGGCAGGUAUGAGAGAGGAGAUCGAGACGGAGACCGACGAGAUGACUCGCGCGGACGAUAUGGCCGCGGGGGAUUCGCAAGGGCGCAACGUGACGAUUCGCGGGGGUAGUACGACCGAGGAGAUCGCCGCGAUGAGUUGCUCAUACGAUACAACCAUGGGGAUCGCCGGAAUGACUCACGGGAACGAUAUGAACCCCAGAGCAGCGAGGGGUUCGACCUCGAGGAGCGCAGACGAGAGGCCACCCACUCUUAAGAACUCUUGCGUCUACUGUAGAGGGGAUGAUCAUAUCAAGAGAGACUGCCCGGAUCUCAAACGGGCAAUAGAUGAGGGACUUGUCAUGCUUGAUGACCGCAAGUACGUCAAGUGGGCAGAUGAUCUGGGAGACGUAUCGAUGUUCCCUUCGAUGAAGGAGAAUGUAGAAGCAAGGAGAGUAAAAAAGAGUAAAGGAAAGGGGCCGGUUAGGAGCCAGAGCAUCAAGAUAACUUUCGACGGAGAUAUGGCAACUACACACAUAAGGGUGGCAGCUACCAAGUCAGCGCAAGGCUCUACAUCGAGGAAGACUGACACGGAUUACUUGAUGGCAGAGAAGGACAGACAGCGGAUCGAUGGAGAGGAGGUUAUUCUUUCACCACGAAAGUGGAGAGUGAAGAAGUUCUUGAUGAAGAGUUCGCUGGAUGAUAUUAACACGGUCGAGCCACUGAGAUGGGCCCUUCGGCAGCCCGUGCAGUGCUCUAUUCUGGAAUAUCUGGCAGCAUCCAAGCCGACUCUCGACGAGUUACAGAUGAUCAUGCAGAAGACUCGCAUACCUCUAUCGGAGGAGAUUUGGGUGACCCCUAAGGCGGAAGCUCCUACUGUAGCAGUAUCAGAGGUGACAGCUAGAGCGGAACGCAUGGCGACAGUUCUUCUUGAUGGGAUGAAAGGUGUACCUCCAGACAAGUUUUACAUACUUGGUAGUGAGACCGUGGAGGCGAUCCUAAACGACGGGGCGGUUCUAGAUGUUGUGAUCGAUAACGGCAGUGAGACUGUCAUUAUACACGAGGAUCUGGGAGAGCGAGUUGGGUUGGGACUCGAUAGGUCAUACUUGUUCGAGAUAGAGAUGACUGAUGGGAGAAAGCAACAGAUCACCGGGGUUUGUCACAAGGCAACAAUAGAGGUCCAAGGGGUACGAGUGACCCUGCCGGUCUUUGCAGUGAAGAACUGCAGCUCUGAACUGUUCUUGGGACGGACGAGGUUGAGCCAUGUGCAUGCGGUGACGAUAGAGCGACCGGAUGGGAGCCAGUCACUGUCCAUUAAGAAGCUAGAUGGGACGCUGGUUAUGAUUGAGACGGUGGAGCCUCGAGAUCCGAGGAACAGAGCAACUCUCGCUGUAGGAGCGGGACCCAGUGAUCGGAUUAAGUCAUUACCUUUCUCCAGCCGCGCGGUGCGAUUUCGCGAGAAGAAGUACGGGCCUCUACUUACGGAAGAAGAAGGGCAGAUCGUCGAAGUGGAAGAUUUAGGAAAUCGACUGAUAAUGGAUGAAAACUCUUAUCCAAAGGAAAGGAACGAAGAAUUCGGCGGCGUGAUAUCUAUGUCUUUUUUAAGGGCACAGCCCCCCCCCCUUACGCGGAGCAACCCAAACAACACAAGCGAGUAACUCAGAAAGUUAAACGUGCUGCGGUACGUCGAGAGCGAUCUGCGCUAGAAGGAAUAUAUGAAGAGGAGAUCGCCAAAGAGAUUAA
Molecule: messenger RNA, 2837 nt
Organism: Chara braunii
Lineage: Eukaryota; Viridiplantae; Streptophyta; Charophyceae; Charales; Characeae
Source: the annotation of a GenBank genome assembly